AUGCUGCAGGUGUGGUUACCAGACCCAGUUGCACAGCCUCAGACUCCCGAGGCAUUUGCGCAUCCUGAGACACCCGAGGCCGUCCCAGACACACCUGCCAUUGACACUGACAGCGAUGCGGGUGUCUCAGCGCAAGUCCACAGGCGGCGAGGGCAGUUUUUUGUGAGGCUGGUGCUGAAACAAUCUGGAAUGAAAUCCUAUAACAAGGGCGCAUUGACCACAGCUAUCGACUUCUAUGUGGACAGCGGGACAGGAGAAUGGCUGAUUCCCAGGUCGCGGUAUGAGGAGGCGCAGAGUCGGGCAUGGAGGAGGGGCAACCGCUUCAGGAUGUUUUGGGAUGCCCCAGAGACGCCAGGCGUGGGCAUGUGGUGGCAUGGCGUCGUGCGCGGCCGGGUGCAGCGCGACCGCUUCGACCCCCUGCGCGACUCCCCAUGGGAGGCCCUGCGAGUGCGCUGGGACAGCGGCGGCUCGGAGACGAUGGUGAGCAUGUGGGAGAUCCAGCCAGAAGAAACUGCAUUCUACAUCUCAGAAUUGCGGGCGACGACAUCGAGCAGGGAAGACCAUGUGGUCUCAGAUGACGAGGCUGAAUGGCAGCCUGACUGGAGGAGCGGCAGCGACAGUGAAGGUGACUCGGACGAGCAGCGGCGCAGGCGGCGGCGGCGGCAGCGGCAAGUAGUUCUGCCUGGCGAGAUCGAGACGGAGCAGCACCUGCGCGACCCGGCACGGAGGCAGCGGCGCGGCGGCUCCUCACAGCCGCGAACACAGGGGCAGAGUCAGGCGCAAUUACCAGCCAGCCGCAGCAGCGCAAGCCUGGAGGAGCAAGGCGGAGAGAGCGCCAGGAUACUACCUCCACCACUUCUCCCUCUGCCUCAGCCCCCCAGGGACCUCUCGGCCCGCCCACCACUCACCAUGCAGCGGCCUUCCUCCAGGCACCUGAAGAUGGACUGGAAUUCGCUGUUCUGCGGCCGCUGUGCGGAUGGCGGGGAGCUGCUGGAGUGUGAUGGCACCUGCCUGCGCUCCUUCCACCUCAAUUGCCUUACACCCAGUGAACGCCCCAGCCCGGAUGACCCGCCUGAGGCCCCCUGGUACUGCCCGGACUGCCGUCUAGGCAUCGGGGCCUGCGCAAUCUGCAAGCAGACUGGCGUUGUGGGGCAGCACAUCCUGAAGUGCAAGAUGGGCAGCUGUGGCUACUAUUUCCACAAUCAAUGCCUGAAUGGCUUGCGCGACUCAGGCCUCCUCAAGAUACACAGGGAGGACCCUGCUGUGGCGAAUGGAGGGAAUGGGGAGCGAGUCUUCACAUGCCCGGCUCACUUCUGCCAUGUCUGCCGCAUGUCUGGAGAUGCACAGCGCAUGGUCCGCUGCUGGCGUUGCCCGACUGCCUACCACUCACGAGGGCUGUCUGCCCCCAGUCUUGGCACUGCCUCUGUGCAAAUGAUCGCGCCUGUGCCCACACCUCGCAACCAACACGAGGCAGCACCCUCCAACAGGGCCGUCUUUGACUGCGGCGCCAGCGAGCAGCCGGUCGAGAGGAAGCGUCCAAGGAAGCCCAAGAAGGACGGAGGCAACGCCAGCCGCAACGUGGCCACCAAGCGCCCUGACACUGCGGGGCCCAGCAACGCCAUCAGACAGCCGCAGCCGCAGCAGCCGCCAGUCGCGGCGCGGCCGUCCACCGCGGUCGAGCCGAGCUCGGACGCAAUGCAGCGGCCGACGCGGCUGGCCGUCCUGGAGGCGAAGAUCAUGGAGGAUGCUGCAGUGGAGGAAGCCCUCGGCUGCACCGGCCGCAUCGUGCCCCUUGAGGGGAAUCAAGGAUCGAAGGACCUGGUGGGCAAGACAGUGUUCACCUUUGGCGCUCAGAAAAAGGGCGGCGACUUCUAUGUGCCCUCCGACCGCAUCAAGAUCCACUCGCAGCUUGUCGUGCACGACGGCGGCCGCGUCACCAUUGGCUUCUGCAAUGCCCAGGCAAGAGAGAGGUAUCCGAUCACAAUCAUCCAUGCGGAAGGAGAGCCGACCACGCUCACCAACAUGCAGUCAGUGCCACUGCGUCACCAGGACGUGAUCACCAUUGCAGACGCCUGCUUCAUCUUUGAGCGCGUGGGCAUUGAGGAGGCCUUUGCAGCCCGGUGA
This is a messenger RNA of Coccomyxa subellipsoidea C-169, 2124 nucleotides long. RefSeq lists its product as hypothetical. NCBI's taxonomy places the organism in Eukaryota, Viridiplantae, Chlorophyta, Trebouxiophyceae, Coccomyxaceae. The record is from RefSeq and is a predicted model, not a curated record. The transcript has 12 exons. The coding region runs from base 1 to 2124 and encodes 707 amino acids.